UCAAGUCUACCAAGUUAUUUGCGUAUUUUUCUCUCUCAGAGCAAUCUCUCUCUCUCUCUCUCUCUCUCUCUCACACACACACACACACACAAAAACACACACACAAGUUUGGUGUGAAAGAUGGGGAGGCAGCCAUGCUGUGACAAAGUUGGGUUGAAGAAGGGACCAUGGACAUCUGAAGAGGACAAGAAGCUUGUCAAUUUUAUCCUCACCAAUGGCCAAUGCUGUUGGAGAGCUGUUCCUAAACUUGCAGGGCUACUAAGGUGUGGUAAGAGUUGCAGACUGAGAUGGACAAACUAUCUUAGACCAGACUUGAAGAGGGGUUUGUUAUCAGAGUAUGAAGAGAAGAUGGUUAUUGAUCUUCAUGCUCAACUUGGCAACAGAUGGUCCAAGAUUGCUUCUCAUCUCCCUGGAAGAACUGAUAAUGAGAUCAAGAACCACUGGAACACCCACAUCAAGAAAAAGCUAAGGAAGAUGGGGAUUGAUCCGCUCACUCACAAGCCACUGCCUAUUGAUCCAACUAAUCAUCAGUCCCAAGAACAACCACAACCUCAACAAGUACUAGAACAUCAUCAAGAACAAGAACAAGAACAAGAACAAAUUUCUCUAGCUUGUGAAAUGACUGAAUUGGGUCUGAGCAAUACUGAGACAAAAGAGGAAGAGAAAAGCAUGGAAGCUUCAAUGUUAGACUUAUCAAUGGAGGAAGUGAUGAUCAAUAAUGGGUUUUGCACAGAUGAAGUCCCAUUGAUUGAAGCCCAUGAGAUUCUGGUCCCUUGUGCCCCUUCAUCAUCAUCAUCAACAUCAUCAUCUUCUUCUUCCUCUUAUUCUUAUGGUGGUUCAUCCAACAUUUUUGAGGAAUUGGGCUUCCCAAAUUUUGACUUCAGCAUUUUGGACUUGGAUAACACCAAUGUGAAUAACAUGGGAUGUUUCUGGGAUGAUGAUGACUUCACCAAUUUGGAUUUGUUGAUUAAUUGUGAUAGUGAUUGGAAUAUAACUGUUGAACCUCCCCUCAUCCAGUACCCGAGAUAGGUUUUUCUAUGAGAUUCGUGUUAAAUGCAGUUGCGACUGUGCAAACAAAGUCGUUGAAUCUUGUGGUAGCCACAAAUUUAAUGUCCGAUGUGUGUGCUCAGUUGUGAGGAAGAGGAGGUCGUGAUUGCACUUAGCAUUCUUCUUUUUACGAAGGAUCUUGAAUAUUUAGGUUCAUAUGUUUUUGAGAUUUCUUGUCAUGAGCUUGUUUGUAAUUUGGUUGUUAAUUAAUUAUUACUGUGAAUAAAAGUCAAUAAUUUGGUUAAA
Molecule: messenger RNA, 1293 nt
Organism: Cornus florida
Lineage: Eukaryota; Viridiplantae; Streptophyta; Magnoliopsida; Cornales; Cornaceae
Product: transcription factor MYB20-like
Exons: 3
Coding region: 121-1029 (302 amino acids)
Source: RefSeq, a predicted model, not a curated record